This is a messenger RNA of Insectozyma verbasci, 1449 nucleotides long. The record is from the annotation of a GenBank genome assembly. Lineage: Eukaryota; Fungi; Ascomycota; Pichiomycetes; Serinales; Debaryomycetaceae.
AUGUCAGAUUAUGAUAAAUAUUCAACUCCAUUAUCUUCAAGAUAUGCUUCUGAGGAAAUGUCGCAAAUUUUUUCAUUAAGAAAUAGAUUUUCAACUUGGAGAAAAUUAUGGUUAAAUUUAGCAAAAGCUGAAAAAGACGUUGGUUUAUCAGUUAUUACAGAUGAUGCAAUUGAAGAAAUGUCAAAACACUUAACUAUUACUGAUGAAGAGAUUAAAAAAGCUUCAAUUGAAGAAGCAAAAGUUAGACAUGAUGUUAUGGCUCAUGUUCAUACAUUUGGUGAAACUUGUCCAAAAGCUAGUGGUAUAAUACAUUUAGGUGCUACUUCAUGUUUCGUUACUGAUAAUGCUGAUUUAAUAUUUUUAAGAGAUGCUUACGAUAUUUUAAUUCCAAAAUUAGUUAAUGUUAUAGAUAGAUUAUCACAAUUUGCUAUUGAAUAUAAAGAUUUACCAGUUUUAGGUUGGACUCAUUUUCAACCAGCUCAAUUAACUACUGUUGGUAAAAGAGCUACUUUAUGGUUACAAGAAUUAUUAUGGGAUUUAAGAAAUAUGGUUAGGGCAAGAAAUGAUAUUGGUUUAAGAGGUGUUAAAGGUACAACAGGUACUCAAGCAUCAUUUUUAAGUUUAUUUCAUGGUGAUCAUGAUAAAGUUGAAGAAUUGGAUAAAAAAGUUUGUCAAUUAUUAGGUUUUGAUAUUGUUUAUCCAUGUACUGGUCAAACUUAUUCAAGAAAAAUUGAUAUUGAUGUUUUAGCUCCAUUAUCAAGUUUUGGUGCAACUGCCCAUAAAUUUGCAACUGAUAUUAGAUUAUUAGCUAAUUUAAAAGAAAUUGAAGAGCCUUUUGAAAAAUCACAAAUUGGUUCAUCUGCUAUGGCUUAUAAAAGAAAUCCAAUGAGAUGUGAAAGAGUUUGUUCAUUAGCAAGACAUUUAGGUGGUUUGUAUAGUGAUGCUUUACAAACUGCUUCAGUCCAAUGGUUUGAAAGAACUUUAGAUGAUUCAGCAAUUAGAAGAAUAAGUUUACCUUCUGCAUUUUUAACUUGUGAUAUUUUAUUAUCAACAAUGUUGAAUAUUACAUCAGGUUUGGUUGUUUAUCCAAAAGUUAUUGAAAGAAGAAUUAAUGCUGAAUUACCCUUCAUGGCUACUGAAAAUAUUAUAAUGGCAAUGGUUGAAAAAGGUGGUUCAAGACAAGAUUGUCAUGAAGAAAUUAGAGUUUUAUCUCAUCAAGCUUCAGAUGUUGUAAAACAAAAAGGUGGUGAUAAUGAUUUAAUUGAAAGAAUCAAAAAGACUGAAUAUUUCAAACCAAUUUGGGACGAUUUAGAUUCUUUAUUAGAUCCAAAAACUUUUGUUGGUAGAGCUCCACAACAAACUGAAAAAUUUAUUAAAAAUGAUGUUGCAAUUGCCUUAAAACCUUUUGAAAAAUACAUUACAAAAGAAAACGUUUCAUUAAAAGUUUAA